UAGAAAAGGAGGGAUUUUUCAAAAAGUUGUUUCGAAUGUAGAAGGGAACAUAGAAGGCUUCUCGUAUACUUGUUUUAUAGUUUGUAGAUAUUAAAAAAUAAAAAUGGAUGGCAAGUUCUACACACCUUCACUAUGUGAUGCUACACUUAGUUCAGACACUCCAUCAGAAGAUGAAGAUAAAUUGAGAAGAAAAUUAGUGGAUGAAUUUGUAGAUGUGUCUGAAAAAGUGAAAGUUUAUUUGAGAAUUAGAGCAUCUAAGUUAAAUGAAAGAAAUAAGGAUUGUAUUGAAGUUAUUGAUAAGAGCACAGUAAUCAUGCAUCCAUUACAUAAGACUUUAUUCACAAAGACACAUAGUCAAGAUACUAGUAAGUUAAGCCAGAAAUUUAUUUUCACGGAAGUCUGCGGACCAGAAGUUGGACAAGAAGAAUUCUUUAAUAUAACAAUGAGCGAUACAAUAAAACAGUUUAAUGAUGGACAAAAUUGUUUAAUAUUUGCAUAUGGAAUAACAAAUUCUGGAAAAUCAUAUACAAUUCAAGGAAAGCCUUCGCAGCCUGGUCUGAUUCCACGAACUUUAAGCAUUAUUUUUAAUAACAUACAGGGAUAUCAAAUGAAGAGUCCUUUAUUUAAACCAAAUUACUCAAAUGAAGUAACAUGUCUGUCCGACAAACAGCAAAAAGAGGAACUGUUGGCUAAAAAAUUACUAUUAGGUGUAAUUGAUAAUGAACUAACAGAUGAUGAUUCAGAAGUAAGUUGUACAUACAGCAGCUCAAUGAGAUCAGCUUCCCUUCAGUCGUCCAACACAUCUAAUGAUGCCACAAACAAAUAUAAUUUAUUCAAAAAUCAAGAUAAUCUUUCUGUUGUGCCUUGUGAAGAAAAUGAUUCAUCGGAUCAUAAGAAAACUGUAUAUUUGAUAUGGGUUUCGUUUAUUGAAGUGUAUAAUGAGCAUCUUUUUGACUUAUUAGUGCCAUCGACUAGCAGAUACGAGACUAAGCUAAGCUUAGGUCAGGAUAAAAAUGGAAAUGCUUAUGUUAAAGGAUUACGUGAAAUAUUCGUAACCUCGGCUAGAGAGGCUUAUGAAAUCCUGAAGUUUGGGCAAAAAAAUUUGCGCAUAGCAUCGACAAAAUUAAAUCAUCAGUCUAGCAGAAGUCAUUGCAUUUUUAAUAUAAAAAUGGUUAAAAUUGAUGACAUUGAAAAUCAUAAUGAAGCCAGAAUUAAUAAAUUAUCAUUCUGCGAUUUGGCCGGCUCCGAAAGGUCUUCAAAAACACAAAAUGUCGGAGAACGUCUAAAAGAGGCAGGCAACAUAAAUACAUCUUUAUUAGUUCUUGGACGCUGCAUCGAAACUUUGAGACAAAAUCAGGUUCACAAAGAGAAGAAAGUUAUACCUUACAGAGAGAGUAAAUUAACUAGAAUAUUCCAAUCUGUCUUUACUGGAAAAGGUCAAGCUUUGAUGAUUGUUAAUGUGCAUCAGUGUUCUAGUAUGUUUGAUGAAACACUUAAUGUAAUGAAAUUUUCUGCUAUAGCAAAACAGGUUAUUACUACAGAUGUAGUAAACACAAGCAAAAUAAUGGAUUGUCUAACUGAAAUAUGGAUAAGAAAUAGUAGUAGUUGGACAACUUUCAAUAAAGGAAGAGCAAGAAAAAGUUCUUCGUUUACAAUUGAUGAAACAGUGGAAGAGGAAGAUGAUGAAGAUCAAGACAGAGAUGAUGAACAACGUAUAAAACUGUAUUAUGAAAUGGAACAAUUGGUAAAAGAUUUAGAAAAACAAUUGGUAGAAGCUAAAAUAGCAAAUGCUCUUAUGGAGUCACAAAUUCGUGAAGAAGUUUCGGCAGAAUACGCAGAACACAUGAAUGAAAUAGAAAAAGCUUACAGAGAACAGUUAAGAAAAGUACAACAAAAUGCAGACGACUUUAUAAGAGAAGAAAUUGAAAUAGUCCAUCAGAGGUAUAAUGAUUCUGAAGGAAGCGAAGAUGACGACGACGACAGUUACGAGGAGGAAGAGGAAACAGAAGAAUUGAAUGAAACAAGAAAUUUUGAAAAUACAUCUGUACAAGGAAUUCAUAAAGAGGAAUCGGAAAAUGAAGAUGAAUGCGCGAAGGUGACUAAUGAUCAACCAAACGUUGAAAAUAAUGAUGAUAUGAAUAAUGAAUUAAUCAGUCAGUUAACAGUAAUGAAGAAUGAAAUUACAGAUAUAAAAACAUUUAGAGAUAAUUUGAUUCUUGAAAAUGAGAGGUUAAAAGCUGAAUAUUCUAAUGAAGUGAAACAGGCACGUGAUAAAGAUACCGAGAUUUCAAGGUUAAAGGAAGAGGUGAAAAAUCUAGAAAGUCAAUUUUCUAAAAAGAAUUACGAUCAAGAUGAUGUAAUAUUAAAACUGAAGGAAAAUGUGAAAAAUUUGGAAAUUCAACUGACUGAAAAGAAUAAAGAAAUAGCAGAACAAGCAAAUGUCGUAUUGAAGGCUGGAGAAGUAUUUUCUGAAAAAGAAAGUGAAAUCAUAAAAUUGGAUUCAAUAAUUAAAUCUAUUAAAGAGCAGAAUGAUUUGCAGAAGUCCGAAGUUGCGUCAUUAAUAGAAAACUUGAAGAAGACUCAAACACUGUUAGAAUCUGCUAAUAACAGCAUCAAUGAAAAGGAGAUUGAAAAUCAAAAGCUCAAAGAAGAAUUGAAAUAUCUUCAAGAAUCAAGAUGUAUUGCCACACCUAAAAAAUUACUGAAUGCAGAUGGUAGAAUAAAUGAAGUACGUGUUAAACUAGAAGAAGCUUUGAAAGAGAAGUUGGAAUUACAAAAUAAUUUAGAAAACUUAAAGAAAGAAUUGGAAGAAACUCGUCUCAAUAAUAUGAAAGAGAAAGCGGAAAUAAAAUUAUCCUGUGCUCAAAACGUGAGUGCAUAUUCAGAACUGAAGGAUAAACUCUCUCGCAAAGAAUCUGCAUUAGAAGAAACGAAGAAGAAAUAUGAAAAUAAUGAAGCAAUACUGGAAGAAAAAAAUAAAAUAAUAGAAUCAUUGAAGAACGAAAUUGUUAAUUAUCAGUUGCAAGUAUUGGAAGGUGAGACACUACGAGAAGAGAUGGAAUCCUUGAAGACGGAGAAAGGUAAAACCCAGAAAAUUUUAUCCGAAGCCACAAAACAAUUGAAGAAGAUGCUUUACAGUGAGGAAGAUAAUGUCAUACUGCUUAUGAAGGAAAUGUGUAAAAAGUGGAAUGAGAUAAAUAAUUUGAUCUGUUUCUUAGAAGAGAGAUUAUAUGUAAUGGGAGAAAGUCUUCACUUUACUGAGGAAAACUAUAAUUCUGAAAUUAGGACCUUAACUGAAGAAAUUCACAUUCUAAAAGCCAAGAGUGCAGAGAAUACAUCACAUGCAGAAUUAGUUGAGAAGUUGCAAAAUGAAAUUAUGGACUUUAAAAAUGAACGUGAAAGGUAUGUUGAAGAAUGUAGAGCAUUAAAAGAACAAAAUGAGAUGCUUUCUAAACUUGAAGUUGACAUUAAAAAGAAAGAUGAUGAAUGUAAUAGUAUUUUAUAUGAUCUUCAGAUCAAUAAAGGCAGAUAUGAGGAUGUCUGCAAUGUAAUUAAUAAAAUAGAAGAAAAAUUGGAAUUAGAUGAGGAAACAGAUAAAAUUCAGGAUGAUACAGACAGAAUGAAUAAUUUUUUAAAUAAUUUUGAUAACUUUUAUAAAAAAUAUGAAUUACUGAAAGAAAAAUAUGAACAGAAGCAGAAGGAAAUUGGAAAUUUGAAAGGUUCUGUAGAUGAAAUGCAUAUAAAAUACACAAAGCAAGAGGAAGAGUAUAAAAGUAUUUUAUACAAUCUUGAAAUAAAUAAAGGCAGAUAUGAGGAUGUCUGCAAUGUAAUUAAUAAAAUAGAAGAAAAAUUGGAAUUAGAUGAGGAAACAGAUAAAAUUCAGGAUGAUACAGACAGAAUGAAUAAUUUUUUAAAUAAUUUUGAUAACUUUUAUAAAAAAUAUGAAUUACUGAAAGAAGAAUGUGAACAGAAGCAGAAGGAAAUUGAUAAUUUGAAAGGUUCUGUAGAAGAAAUGCAUAUAAAACACACAAAACAAGAUAAUGAAUUACAAAUGCAUAUAUUGAAGUUAGAAGAAAGUUUAAAGCAAAAAGAAGUUCUUAAUGUAAAUAUAAGCCAGCUUAAAAAACAGUUGGAAGAAUAUAGAGAAUUGGAAGAAGCUAAAUUUGAAAAAUGUGAGAAAGAAAAGGAAGAGUUAAAGGAAAAAUUGAAGACAGUUCAACAGGAAUUUGAUAACAUUAAGAAAAAUUUUGAGAAAGUAUCAAAAUUUCAGAAUGAAGAAAUGGAAAAAUAUAAAAAUAAUCAAAGUUCCAUGCAGACAGUUGUUAAAGACUCAGAAGAAACGUAUAAAGUUUCUGGCGAGAAAUCACCCGAAAAGAAUGAAGAGAAAACAAAUGACAAUAUUCGAAAAAGUACUCGACCGAAGAGGAGGAAGAAACUGUUUGAGUAUUAUCAUAAUUCCUCUGAAAGUUCUUUUGACACAAAAGAAAACGCAGUGGAAACAAUAACAUCAAAGCGGAGGACGACAAGAAAGAAAGUCGCAAAGAACGAUUCUUCUUCAGAAGAAGAAUAUCCUCCUGUCAGGAGAAGGAGACAACCGCAAAGAUGUGCAAAAAAGAUAGAUGUAGAUACGGAAAAUAAACCUUUGCAACUGCCACCAACACAGGUUGAAAUGAAAUCGCCUCUUAAGAAAAUUAGUAGCUUCAUUCGUGAUAAAUCACCUGUUUUCAGUGCAGUGACUCAGUCAGUUCUGAAUAUCAUCUCUGGCUCUACUGAUAAUGACAAGUCUGUACCGCAGACUUCGUCGCAGAAGACAAAACGGCGUAGACUAUUUCUGGCCAGCAGUCAGUUGUGUGCCAUCUCGCCAGUCGAGGCAGAGGAAAAGGAAACCAAUUCCCUGCAUACGGUCGUCACUCGGCAGCUGAGGACACGUAAUCAAAGAAAAAACUAUGCAAUGUGAUUUUACAUUUGUUCAAACCAAGUAUGUCUUAUUAUUUUCUAAGAACCAGAAUUCAUCAAGAAAGGAAUUUAUACAAACCAAUAUAAAGUAUUUUGAUUGUAAAUGUCUGUUUGCAGCAAUUUGAUCAAAUCUUUGAUUGGAAUUUUGAUAGCUGUAUUAAAGAAUCUUAGUUUACAAGAAAGUAGAUCAACAUUAUGACAAAUUUUAAAAGGUAGCAGUUCCUUGUUUAAAAAAUUAGGAAAUAAUUUUUGUUAACAGUGGAAUAUAUUCAAACAAAAGUGAUUAGUGUAAACUGUAGAUGAUUUGAUAGAAGAUUUUGUAAUGUGUAAUUUAUAAAUUAAGUGUUACACUGAUUUUUUUUUCUUCUCAUUUUAAGUGAAAUUUAAAAUUGUUAAAACUUGAAGUACAUGGAAAUAAAUAUGAUCCUCAUCAUAUUUAAUAACAUAUCUCAUCCAGUUUGCUUAAUUACAAAACAGUUGAAAAGCGCAACUGUCUUCAUCUGUGAAAAAGUACAA
Centruroides sculpturatus (bark scorpion) is the source of this 5472-nucleotide messenger RNA. RefSeq names its product kinesin-like protein KIF20A. Gene Ontology annotation, cellular component: spindle microtubule; nucleus. Lineage: Eukaryota; Metazoa; Arthropoda; Arachnida; Scorpiones; Buthidae. The transcript is spliced from 28 exons. The record is from RefSeq and is a predicted model, not a curated record. Gene Ontology annotation, molecular function: plus-end-directed microtubule motor activity; microtubule binding; ATP binding. The coding region runs from base 104 to 4957 and encodes 1617 amino acids. Gene Ontology annotation, biological process: microtubule-based movement; mitotic spindle assembly.